Messenger RNA from Clonostachys rhizophaga, 216 nucleotides. The record is from the annotation of a GenBank genome assembly. Lineage: Eukaryota; Fungi; Ascomycota; Sordariomycetes; Hypocreales; Bionectriaceae.
AUGUCUGCCCCCGCCCGCACCACUGAGCAGUUCACUGUUCCUCUGCCCACUGCCACCGCUCUCUCUCAGCCUGCUGGCCAGAUCCUCAAGGGUGCCACUGACGAGAACGGCACUCCCCGCGAUGCCGCUCUCCUCCUCGGCAUCAAGCUCGAUCUCGAGGCCGAGGUCCACCUGACUGCCCGUGUCAAGGGUGAUGUCGUCGUUGGUCUUUACUAG